UAUAUAUAUAUAUAUAUAUAUAUAUAUAUAUACACACAUACAUACACUCACAUAUAUUUAUAGUUCUCGAUCACUCUUUGCGCAUAUAUUAUGGGUUCCCAAGCAGGUGGAAAUAGUGUUGAUCUCUGGUCAACAAUCAUAGCCGAUGAUGAAGAAGAUGAUCAACAUCAUCCAGAAUCUCAGCCACAUCGACCAGAAAUUGCUGUGGUCUACGGGCGAAAAAGAUCCGAAAAGGCCCAUAAAGAUGUAACCAGGAAGCAGUGUAGUUCUACUGAUGAGAAUCGGCCGAGUUUAGCCCUACCCAAGCGAAUUAGUUGGAACCGUUCUCUUUCCACCAGAGGGAGAACAAGUAUUGCAAUUGUUGCAUGUGUGGAGCGUCAGCCUCAACAAAGGAAGCCAAAGAGAAAAACAAAACCAGCUCUUCCAAAAGGAAAAUUUGUGCAACCUCCAAAUUUGGAUAAGGAGCGGGCAUACUUUGAAGAGGUUGAUUCCUUUGAAUUGUUAGAGGAAAGCCCCUCACCCAAGAACUCUGGUACAUGGGCCAAGGGCAUGGAAAUCGAUGAUGUUGCUAUACCACAUUUGUCCAAAGUAUUAGAGAAAUGGUUAAUUUCAAAGAAGCUAAAUCAUAGUUGUGGACCUUCUCGUUCACUGUCCAGGAUAUUAGAAAGUCCUGCGAUGCCCAGGGAAUUUUUUCAGGAUGAUGUAUUUCACUCCACAAGUAUGACAACCCCAAAAAGAACAUCUCUGCAAACCCAUUCUGGUUUACAUUCGGCCCAGAACAGAUUUAAUUCAAGUUUCACAAAUAAGGAUGUUAUCUUUGAAAUGUGUGGUUCUUCACAAAAGAACGAUGAUGGAUUCCAGACUAUGGGUGAGGAGGGUCAGGCAGAUCUUGAUGUUGCAGUUGCAAAACUCUCUCUUACAUCUAGGCCUGCUACAUUGGAUGGUCAUCAGUGGGAUCCAUUUAUAGCUUUGUUAGCAGUUUGUGGGCAGUCAGCUCCUUCAACUAUAUUGGAUGUUUUCUCCAAGUAUUGUGACCAGGAAAGUGUUGUCAAGGUUGGUGAAGGUACAUAUGGAGAAGCCUUCCAGGCUGGAAAAGCUGUUUGCAAAGUUGUUCCUUUUGGUGGAGAUUUGCGGGUGAACGGGGAAGUACAAAAGAGAUCAGAAGAAUUGCUCGAGGAGGUAAUACUGUCCCGCACACUCAAUCGUUUAAGAGGACAGGAGGAUGUUGUUUACAAUGCCUGUACUACAUUUAUAGAGACAAUAAAUAUAAUGGUAUGCCAAGGCCCUUAUGAUGCUGCCUUGAUAAGAGCAUGGGAAGAUUGGGAUGGGAAGCAUUGUUCAGAAAAUGAUCACCCUAAGGAGUUUCCAGAGAAACAGUGCUACAUUGUCUUUGUUCAAGAACAUGGUGGUCGCGAUCUUGAAAGCUUUGUGCUCUUGAACUUUAAUGAAGCACGGAGUUUAUUGGUUCAGGUUACAGUUGCCUUGGCUGUGGCAGAGGCUGCAUUUGAAUUUGAACACCGGGACCUGCACUGGGGGAACAUCCUUUUAAGCCGGAAAGAUUCUGCAUCCAUGCAGUUCACUCUCGAGGGAAGGCAAAUAUAUGUCAAGACAUUCGGGUUGUGGAUAUCAAUCAUCGAUUUCACUCUUUCGAGGAUCAAUACUGGGGAAGAUAUUCUCUUUCUGGAUCUAUCUUUAGACCCAGAAAUCUUUGAGGGGCCAAAAGGAGAUAAACAAUCAGAAACAUAUCGGAAAAUGAAAGAGGUAACUGAAGAAUGCUGGGAAGGAAGUUUCCCCAAGACGAACGUGUUGUGGUUGCAGUAUUUGGUUGAUAUUUUGCUCUUGAAGAAAUCAUAUGAUCGAACUUCAAAAGAUGAUAGAGAGAUGCGCUCACUGAAGAAGCGCCUAAACAAUUAUGGUUCAGCAAGAGAAGCAACUUCUGAUCCUUUUUUCAGGGACUUGUUCGUUAAUGAAGCAAAGGAAGGUGAACUUGAUAAAUGAACUACAGAUAUUUCACAAAGCGACCAUUCUGAGGCUCGAACUACACCAGUAUUUUACUGCUGAACUAGUCAACAACCUUCUAUGACUUGCUAAGGUGUGGCUCCUCUAUUUUGAAGGCUUCCUUUUUCCAUUUUGUGUUGACUUGGCUGAUGAAGCUAAUAUUAUUACAAUGUUUUCUUCAUAUCUGAUGAGAAACGGAUAUUUAUUGCGAUUGGAAGUGAGUAUAGCAGAAGGUUUUUGUGAGAAGUUAUCGUCUUUCUAUAUCAUAUAUGUAACAUGUUCAUGACGAAACAAUGCUUGAUUAUUGUCAGUGUCGAGAUCUCUCUAUACUCUAUAGGUAUGUAUAUCUAAAAAGUAGCAAUUAAGACCCAUUUUCUUGCAAGAA
This is a messenger RNA of Cornus florida, 2383 nucleotides long. Its product is annotated as serine/threonine-protein kinase haspin homolog. Gene Ontology annotation, biological process: protein phosphorylation; mitotic cell cycle; intracellular signal transduction. Bases 91 to 1998 code for a protein of 635 amino acids. Gene Ontology annotation, molecular function: ATP binding; histone H3T3 kinase activity. The transcript is spliced from 15 exons. The record is from RefSeq and is a predicted model, not a curated record. Gene Ontology annotation, cellular component: cytoplasm; nucleus. NCBI's taxonomy places the organism in Eukaryota, Viridiplantae, Streptophyta, Magnoliopsida, Cornales, Cornaceae.